Messenger RNA from Branchiostoma floridae (Florida lancelet), 6001 nucleotides. RefSeq names its product mothers against decapentaplegic homolog 4-like. Lineage: Eukaryota; Metazoa; Chordata; Leptocardii; Amphioxiformes; Branchiostomatidae. The transcript is spliced from 13 exons. Gene Ontology annotation, biological process: cell differentiation; anatomical structure morphogenesis; regulation of transcription by RNA polymerase II. Gene Ontology annotation, molecular function: DNA-binding transcription factor activity, RNA polymerase II-specific; I-SMAD binding; RNA polymerase II cis-regulatory region sequence-specific DNA binding. The record is from RefSeq and is a predicted model, not a curated record. Gene Ontology annotation, cellular component: heteromeric SMAD protein complex. The coding region runs from base 540 to 2330 and encodes 596 amino acids.
GACCAACCAUGUGCGCCUGCGCGAGGCAAUGUUUUGCGCUGUCGCGCCAGUGGGAGAAGUUGUGGGAAAUUUGGGAGGUUCACUAGUUUUUAUGCCACCAAAACCACAUUUCUCAAAGCCAUAGGGACUCCAGGAUUAUAGGAGUCGUUGCCAGUCAAUGUAUCUACAUGUUGACGAAGUAGGAGCACCAGCAAUAGUCGUGAGCUGGAGAUUUCUGCUAUCAAAUUUGGAGGAUUUUCCGACGGAGUCUGUCGGGGAGAGAUAGGGUGCACCCCUUGUGGACGAGCCGUGGGAGGGCGCGGGGAGCCAGCCUUGGGAUUUCUGCCCUUAAUACAGGUUCCCGGAAGUGCAUUGUUUUUGGUGCGAAGGAGUAAGACACCCACACAACCGCAACACGACACUCUCCCAACCUGCUCCGCAACAACAAGAGAGCCACGUUUGUAAACAAGGACCCACGAGUUUUUUUUUUUUUUUCACUCUCUCUAGAUCAAGAUUUUAUCUAACAAAAUUUGUGAGUUAAAGAUUGAUAGAAUUCCUCGAUGCUAGCGAUGUCUAGUUCAAACUCAGUGACGAGUAACGAUGCCUGUUUGAGCAUCGUGCACAGUCUCAUGUGCCACAGGCAAGGAGGAGAGACCGAAACAUUCGCCAAGAGAGCCAUAGAGAGCCUCGUGAAGAAACUGAAAGAGAAGAAAGAUGAACUGGACAGUUUGAUCACAGCGAUCACCACAAACGGGGCACAUCCCAGCAAGUGUGUCACCAUCCAGAGGACACUGGACGGGAGAUUACAGGUAGCGGGACGGAAAGUUUUCCCACACGUAAUAUACGCCAAGAUAUGGCGCUGGCCCGACCUGCACAAAAACGAGCUAAAACACGUCAAGUUCUGCAAGUUCGCUUUCGACAUUAAGGCGGACUAUGUGUGUGUGAAUCCGUACCAUUAUGAGAGGGUAGUGUCGCCAGCCAUCGACCUUUCUGGGCUGACAUUGCAGCACACAGCUCCUCCCAGUAGACUUGUGAAGGAUGAGUUUGUUCACGAGUGUGUGCAGGUGGAGGGGAACCAGUACAACACACCGGGAACCUCCGACUCCUCCCAGUCCAUCCAGACUAUACAACACACCUCCAACCACACACAGAGUCGGCCUGACAGCUUCCCACAUCCCAUGUUAUCAGCACCACACUCAGUUUCCUCAGCUGCCCCUGUCACCAAUGGUUUUGGGAUGUCCCACUCUGACCCUAAUGGCCUGAACAGACCAGGUCCGAGCAUGGUUGGUUUCGGGGCGCCCCCUCACUCAGACAGUGUCUUCACACACAUUGCAGUGCCGUCAGGCCCGGGGCCUUCCAUGGCACAGCAACAGCAGGCACCUCCGCAGCAGGCAACCCCGGGGCCUUCCACUCUGGAGUCUACCACUGUCGCUACCCAGCCCUCCACACCCUUCAGAAGCAACACGACGACUUGGGCAGGAAACAACACAGCGACGUACACACAGAACAUGGCGCCAGAGGGCAGCCUGGCACCGCCACCAUACUGGGCUGGAGGUGGUGCUGGGAACAGCCAGCUCCACAGCGAUGCAUCUCUGGCAAACAUGCCGCUGUCAUCACGACCUGGCCCUGAAUACUGGUGCUCUAUUGCCUACUUUGAGAUGGAUGUCCAAGUUGGUGAAAUUUUCAAGGUCCCGUCCAGCUGUCCAACAGUGACUGUGGACGGGUACACGGAUCCGUCAGGCAUCGACAGGUUCUGCCUCGGACAGCUCUCCAACGUGCACAGGACAGAGGCCAGUGAAAGAGCAAGGUUACAUAUUGGGAAGGGUGUACAGCUGGACCUGAGAGGGGAGGGUGACGUCUGGGUCAGAUGUCUCAGCGACCACGCCGUCUUCGUGCAGAGCUAUUACCUGGACCGUGAGGCGGGACGAGCGCCGGGCGACGCUGUGCACAAGAUCUAUCCCAGUGCUUACAUCAAGGUGUUUGACCUGCGCCAGUGCCACCGCCAGAUGCAGCAGCAGGCGGCAACAGCACAAGCAGCUGCAGCCGCUCAGGCCGCAGCUGUGGCGGGGAACGUGCCCGGGCCGGGGUCCGUGGGUGGGAUCGCUCCUGCCAUCGGGGUUCUUUCAGAUCUGGGCCUGUCGUCUGCGGCGAGUAUAGGGGUGGACGACCUCAGGCGGCUCUGCAUCCUGCGAAUGAGCUUCGUGAAGGGCUGGGGCCCGGACUACCCACGACAGAGCAUCAAACAGACGCCCUGCUGGAUCGAGAUCCACCUGCACCGCGCCCUGCAGCUAUUGGACGAGGUUUUACACACGAUGCCGCUAACAGGAGGCGAUCCACGGCACCUGGACUAGCGUAGCGCUCGUUUCUUUUUUGUAAAAGUUUACUAGAAAUAAGAUUGAUUUUAUUUGAAUCUGUCAGACCAAUGAAAAUGUAACAUUGCUAUUUAAGUUUUUUUUCACAAAUCUACAGACUGAAAUACAUGUUUAUUUCCAUCAAGAAUACCUGCACACCCUUAUAUUCAAGUAGAAUGACCCAAAGCUUGAUGUAACAAGCAGAAUAUACUGUGAAUCUCCAAACUUUUGCGGUGGUUUUAUUCUUGUGAUGAUUCCCCCAUGGUGAAUUCAUGACACCACAAACAAUGCGUUUCUACUGUAGAAUUGUUUCAACUGCAGAUUUAAAGCAAAGGGAACACCUCAUUUUCCCCCUUAAUGCAAAAUGAAACCACCAGAAAAGUAAAUGUAUUUGCAGUAUAUGGAUUGCACCUUUGUAUGCUGGGAGACAUGUUUUUGUCCCUCCUGUAGUUGUUAUACUUAAUUCAUGAUACAGAUGCCAGAAAUAUAUUGAAGCAUAUGACGUGUGCAAGUGGAAGUUAUGACUUAAGAUAUAACAAAACCAUAUAUCUACUAGACAUGUAUGUCGACAAAAUGGCAGGCAUAAAUAGACAGCCAAACAGACAACUCUGUGUGAGGUUUUUAAUUUACAAGCCCACAAGUGGGCAAGGAUUACAUGUUACCAGUGUACUACCAUGUUGUCUUUACUAUAUUGAUUUAUAUUUUCUGUACAUAAUAUCUUCCAUUGGCACAGCCUGGCCAUAUACUUUGUAACAGUGCGUUAAGGAAUCCGAGUAUAUAUGUACAAUUUCUUCAAGACCAUUAUUUUAUAUCAUGAAUGGAUGUAAUACUUUUCUUAUCUGUAAGAAAGCAAGCCAUUUUCCAUGACAUGCCUGUUCAGAAUCAAGAAAGAGGGUCUGAUUUAGUUUGAAAUUUUGAAGGGUUGAAAAAGUAAUUAUGACUUUUCUUGUAGUUCUAAGCCUAUUUUUUUACAGUCUGCAUACUUUAGAUAGUAAAAAUGCAUGAGUGAUUCUACAACAGUCCUCAUCAGUCCCUGCACCACUGUGAUAUGUACUUCUUGCGUCACAUUUCCAAAGGUUUGUUGGAAAGGAGCUAUAGCCGAUCCAGGCUUCGGCCAUGCUAUGGAUGGACACUGCCUAGAAGUGCAAAAAAAACCUGACUGGACAUUAGUUUGGAAAUGUUACUAUAGCAUUACACCAACCGGUGUGUGUAGCAUUACUAUUAGUACCUCAGGUCUGUAAAAAAAACUCACAUUGCCUUGAGUCAUGGACUUAUCAUUGUGGAGUAUAGAAGGAAGGCUACCCUUGAGAUUUAUUCUAUUGGCACUGCAUUAAAAGCCAGCUUUCCCAAAAAAACUCAUUGAUAUAUAUGGAACUAAAUGUUAGAUAAUGUUGGUACGUAUUGAAUAGGGCAUUAAAGAGCAUGUGUUUUGAGGAUCUAAACAUGCCUUCCUAGACAACAAUGUGGUCUUGUUGGUAGAGAGAGACAGCUAGAAAUGGUACUGUCCAAUCCAAGGAAGCCACAUGGUAUAACAUGUCAUGACAGCUGUAAGAUAUUAUGGGAUGUAAUGAUUGACAUACUGAUGUGCAGUGAAGUAGCCAAUAGGAGUGGGUAGAAACUAAUGUGAUCUUAGAGAUAGUGGGAUAAGGACUCGGAUUGUGAUUGGUAAAUUGUACAAAUUUAAUGUAACAGUAAUCUGGCAAACUUGCUAGUGAUUUUAUUUGAAUUUUCAAAUGUUUAAGAUAAAAUUUACCUUGUUCUUUCAAUUACAAAUACAUGCCAAAUUUACUGGAAUUUUUGCAACUGUGAAUUGAAAUUAUUUUACUGAAAUUAUCAGAAUUAAGUCAGGGAUUUCCAGUCAACCAGUAUGGCAGCUGUGCAAAAACUGAUACAGCUACCAUGUUGGUGUCCCAAUUUGCAUACCAGUAAAUCAUAGCUCAAGUUCUUUUUUACAUGUAAAGAUCUUCUGACCUUCUCAAAUACCCACUAUUGAAUGUCUACAGCUGAAAGUACAGAUUAUGUAAGGCGUACUUAAAACUUGAUUAGGCCAUGUUGAUUUGAUUACUAGUAGCAUAUGGAUUACAACCUUGCGCACUUCAAUUUUAGUCCAUUUCCACAAAAAGAUUUCGACCAUGCUGUAAAUUGUACAAAAUGAGAAAAUGCAUGUGUGCUGUGAAUUGCAACGUGAAGUCAGAAAAUGGAUAUUAAAGAUGUAUAGAAUGCCAAAGUCAAUUCAAUAGUGAAAAGAAUAUGUGAAAGAACAAAAAUGUAAUUUUGUUUUUUGUCAAACUUUUUUUUUUCAUUCGCACAGUUGCAUCAGUUUUGGGGAUUCCAGAGGAUGUCAUUGCUACAAUAAAAUCAACAUGGCCCUAUAGAGCAAAAAAAUCCUGUGUACAUUUUAGCUAUGGUCACUGAAAUGCAAAUAGGGACACCAACAUGGCUGUCAGCUCUUUCCUCUUCACUGGCAUGACAAGUGGGUGUAAAUGCUCUAUACUGCAGAGACGCGUGUGGUGUAAUUAUAUCAAACUGGAUGUGAAAAUGCACAGUAGAGCAGGAAUAAGGUUACUGUCAGAUUUGUCUUGUCACAAAUAUGCAAAUGUGACACGUCAGAUUUGCUCAUCAGCAACCAGGUUUCGAAUGGCUAUUCUCAGUCUGUACAGGAUACUAAUGAAUUUAGGUACAUUUUAUUCCCACAACCCAGGUAUAAAGAUGUACCACCGUUUAUGUGUAGAAUAGUUUGAUAAAUAAAAGUAUAGCAAAGCUAGGGGAUAAGUAUGAUACUGAUAGUUUGCCCAAUAUUUGCAGCAUCAGAAAAGGAUAUGUUGCAGAUAUAAUAUUAUAGUUGCACCAUAAACUUUUAUUGAUAAGUUAGGAUAUCACAUCACACCUAUGAUAGUAUUUUACAUGUGGAAUCUAAUAGAGAAUUCCAAAUAUCUGUUGCCAAUGAAUGUACCUAACUAUGUACAUGCCAUACUUUUGAUACAAUUGUGUGUUUUUAUUAACAGCAGACUUCAUCUCAAUCGUGUGAAUACCAUAUUUGGUGCUAGGUCACACUGAUAACAGUGUUAAGGAUUCUAAAUAUCAUUAAUACUGAUAUACAUGUACUAUCAAUUUGCUUGCUAUUGUCAAAUCAAGGUUACUUACUGCAGAUUCAAUUUUUCAACCCAAUAUGCGAUUUACAAGUUUUGACAUUCUUUUUGCAUCAUGAAAAUGAGAACUGCAUUAAUUGUCAGCAUUGUACUUUAUUAUUCAGAAAUAUCUAUUAAGUCCACUAAGACACCACUACAGAUACUUUCAUAAUAAAGGCAGUAUGUGACAUAGAAGGUACCAAGUGUUAUUGAGACAGUAGUAACAGAGUUUGCUCAUAACUUAAGAUUGAAAUGUGUGAAGUAAGCAAGGUUUGGGCACCACUGUCUUGUGUAUAUUUUCUACUUUUUUGCAAUAUUUCUGCAGUAAACCUUUAUUUUUAAAUACACUUUAUUUGUGACUGCAAUGUAUCAUGUAAACGGCAAUAUAAGAUAUGCUAGUAUAGUAGUUGGGAUAAAUUUGUACAGUGCUUUGUUUUUUGCAAUGUAGUUGUGUGCUACAUUUUCUACACAUGGCUUUAUAACAAACAGUAGCAGUGCAUCGUGUUUGUUAGUAGGAAGUGGAAUAAAUUAUUGGGAAUAUUU